Megalops cyprinoides (Indo-Pacific tarpon) is the source of this 1155-nucleotide messenger RNA. RefSeq lists its product as uncharacterized. The record is from RefSeq and is a predicted model, not a curated record. Lineage: Eukaryota; Metazoa; Chordata; Actinopteri; Elopiformes; Megalopidae. The coding region runs from base 1 to 1155 and encodes 384 amino acids. The transcript is spliced from 7 exons.
AUGACGGAACCGGAUUAUGGGCCGCUGGACGAGAGAGCAUUUGGCCCAGUGGACCAGGACUUUAGACUGUUUAACAGUGAACUCGAUCGCAUCAUGGACCGGGAGUUUAGGCCUGAUGACGACAUGGGACACAGUCCAGCAAGAACCACACACUACGGGCAAAUGGACUCCAGGGAACCUAGAGGCCCUGUGGUGGAUAGGACCAGGGUUACGGACACUAAGGAGUUCAGAAAUUUUGUCCAAUUACGGAGGGAAAGAGAUUUUGCUCCUCUGGAGCGGGACUGUGGGGCGGUGAUUAACAGAGACUUCGGUCCGAUUGGAAACAGUAAACGGGGUCCUGAUGGGGACCGAGAUUUCGGUCCGAUCGGUGAAUUUGGUCCUGUGGAUCGAAAUUACAUGCCAAGGAUGAACGAGAGAGGCUUUGGCUCUCUGAUGCUGAGUGAAAGAGGUCCCGGGUCUGUGAACAACAGGGAAUUUGACGAGUGUCAAGAGGAGGGAAUACCCCCACCUAGACCUUACCAAGCCAACCAAAUAAACCCCAGGAUGCCUGAACCCCCAAAACCUGAACCUCCGGAGGGCAAGCAGCCAAAGCCUCCAGCAUCAAAGAAGUCCAGGCCAUCACACAACACCGGCUCCACCAAGCCACCCCCUGGACGAUUUCAAGGAGUGAUCUCAUUUGUUGGUUCAGACUACGGCUUCAUAGAACGGGACGACCUGAAGAAAAUCUAUUUCAGUUUCGAUGCCUUCUGGGGAGACACUGCAGAAAUGCUGCCGGGGGUCCAAGUGCAGUUCACUCUGUACAAGGAAAUGGGAAAGGAGUAUGCCACUGAUGUAGUGGUGCCCCCUGGUGGCACAGAGGAGGUGGACAGUGAAGUCUUCCAAGGAGUCAUCAGCAAAGUUCCUGAUCUUCCGGGUGAAGGCAAGCCCAGGAAGGGGCCCCCGCCCAAGUACACGGGUUGCAUCCAGGCCACGCUGUACAGCGGCAGCACGGAGCUCCCGUUCGGACCGCAGGACAGCAAGCCCACCCUGCUGCUGAACGACCACGUCCAAUUCAACCUGCUGACCAACCUGGUCACCAAGCAGAAGAGGGCCAUCAAUAUCAAGCUGCUGCCAGAGACCUUCCAGUUCACCUCGGAGAGUAGGGAGAUGCUGUAG